Messenger RNA from Drosophila rhopaloa, 1121 nucleotides. It is a transcript of the gene mRpS35, whose product is annotated as 28S ribosomal protein S35, mitochondrial. Gene Ontology annotation, biological process: mitochondrial translation. NCBI's taxonomy places the organism in Eukaryota, Metazoa, Arthropoda, Insecta, Diptera, Drosophilidae. Gene Ontology annotation, molecular function: structural constituent of ribosome. Bases 100 to 1077 code for a protein of 325 amino acids. The record is from RefSeq and is a predicted model, not a curated record. Gene Ontology annotation, cellular component: mitochondrial small ribosomal subunit. The transcript has 2 exons.
AUGGCAUUUAGUAGUCGCAUGGUUUACGUAAAAGCCGCAAAAGUUGAUAGGUUUUUUAAUAAAAAGUAGAUUUCAAAAAAGAAAUUUAAGUGUAAAACCAUGUCUGCUGGAUUAACUCGUUUGUGGGAGCGAUUACCACUCAAAAAACAUGCGGCCCAAAGCAGAAUCCGUGUUUUUUCCAACCAGGACCAGCCAGAAAUUGAAGACGAUGAAGAAUUCCGAGUGCUCAGCCUGCGGACGGUGAAGCAGCAAUUCCAGCGGCGCCAGCAGGUGCGCAGGGAUCCCAUCACACCUCCGCGCACCACUCGCAUGGCAGUGGAUCAGGAUUGGACGGCUGUUUGGCCAGGACCACGAUCCUUCCACCCGGCCAGUGUGCCUCUGCCACUUCGCCAGGGAUUCACGGAGCGUGGGGCGGCAGCCCCCUCGAAAUUCGCCAAUGCGGAGCUGAUGAAAAUCCCCAACUUUCUGCAUUUAACACCGCCUGCCAUUCGUCAGCAAUGCGAAGCUAUUAAGAGAUUCUGCACCCCGUGGCCAAAGGGUCUGGAAACGGAAGCCAAGUGGCAGCGACACUUUCCCAUCGAGGUCACCACCACAGACUACUGCCAGAGUUUGCCCACGAUCAGGAACCCGGAGGCCAGGAAGGUGACCGUGUCCCUGAAGCUCUCUGAUCUUCGGUUUGAUUCGCAUUCCCGGGAUAAGUUUCUGCGCCUCGUGGGCGAUCGUUACAACAAGGAGACAGAUAUCCUUACAAUUGUCACGGAUCGGUGUCCCCAAAAGAAGCAGAACUACGACUACGCCUUGUAUUUACUCACCGCUUGCUACCACGAAUCCUUUGUCACCGAACCCUGGGAGGAAACCAAAUCGGAGGCCGACAUGGAAGAGUAUUUGUUUGAAAGGAACCAGUCGAAGAUUUCCGCCGAGGGAAUCCUCAACUGGAACGCCAAAGAGGGCGCCCCCAAGGAGUCUCCCAGUAAAUCAUAUGCCAAUAGUGUGGAGCAGCUGAUCAACGAGGGUGAAAACGAGUACAAUUUGGGCAAAUACAAGGAGGAGGUCAAGAAAAUGUUGAACAUUGUCUAGGGAACUUGUUUACGCCAAUAAAGCAUGAAGUUAUUAAUAAUUUA